Molecule: messenger RNA, 1192 nt
Organism: Daldinia decipiens
Lineage: Eukaryota; Fungi; Ascomycota; Sordariomycetes; Xylariales; Hypoxylaceae
Exons: 5
Source: RefSeq, a predicted model, not a curated record
ACUGGAUCGCUGGCCUCGCUCUGGUUAGUAAUUUAUGUCUAAUGUCGCCCGAUGAGUAAUCCUUACUGAUGGCGGAUGAUGAUGAUGAUGGCCUUAGCUUUCAUACAUCGGAGCAUCCAUCUGUGUCUUCGUCAGUAAGUCGUCCUUUCACCCUCGAGUCGAUCUACAAGGGAAAGAUGGCCAAGCACUUACAUACCCACAGUGGUACACAACAAGGUACUGGGCUACUCUAGCCAUGACUUCACGCCUGAGCAAAUAGGAGCGAUGGGUAAAACGGAUAACGUGUCUCAAAUUGUUCUCGAUCUUCUGACCAACAACACACUUGCCUGUGUAAAGCUCAGCGUUCUCUUCUUCUACCGGCGCAUCUUCUGUGCUGGCGGGAAGUGGACCACGUUUGGGGUGGUAACUUGGGUCACGAUUGUCGUCGUCGUUCUGUGGCUUCUUGUUUUCCAGUUUCUAACUGGCUUUCAAUGCGGCACGCAUUUCACGGCACUCUGGGAUGGCUCCUAUGUUCAGUACUGCACUAUUUCAUUCCCUUUUCUAUACGGGCUUGUUAUUUCCGACUUCCUCCUGGAUGUAUGGAUCCUAAUCCUCCCGAUCCCUGAUAUCUUACAUCUUCACACAACCCUGCAAAGAAAGCUAUCCAUUAUAGCAGUGUUCCUUUUGGCUUUCGUUGGCCUUGGUGCAUCAAUCGCUCGGAUGGUACAGUACAUCAAAAUCGAGCUUGGAGGCCCGAAUUAUCUCCUCUAUACCGACCACGAGCGUCUUGUUACUCAAUCGUUUUUCUAUACCAUGUUAGAAGCUGGAAUAGCACUCAUUGCAGUGAACCUACCAUCAUUAAGAGUAUUCUCAGCUUCGGUCGAAGUAGGUGGACUAAUGCGCAGUGUGAGAAGCUUUAUAAAGUUGUGUCAAAAGACGAAUAAAACGAGUAUAAAAUAAAUAUAUAAAAGAUAUUACGCGUUUUUAAAAAUAAAAUAAAAGGUUAAAUGUUAAUAAAUUUAUAUUAUUAUAGGGAAGUAUUAUAUAGCAACCUUAGUAUUACUUUUAAUAUUCACUUUAUACAUAAUAAAUUAAAGGAUAUCUUUAACAAGUCAUCUUUCCUACGCAGUAGCAGUACUGACAUCGCAAGAAGCAACUCUGGGGCUCCCACGGCCAGUGGUGCCAGUGACAUCAGUGAACACGGAAACCCUGC